AUGAUUGUAGAGGAUGUUGGUGACGAAGGAGAAGAAGAAAAAGAAUUCAUUUCCUAUAAUAUCAACAUAGACAUUCAUUAUGGGGUUAAGUCCAAUAGUUUGGCAUUCAUUAAGCGCACCCCCGUGAUUGACGCAGAUAAACCAGUGUCUUCUCAGCUCCGCGUUCUUACGCUCAGUGAAGACUCGCCCUAUGAAACGCUUCACUCCUUCAUUAGCAAUGCAGUGGCUCCUUUUUUCAAGUCCUACAUCAGAGAGUCUGGCAAGGCAGACAGAGAUGGUGAUAAGAUGGCUCCUUCCGUUGAGAAGAAAAUUGCAGAACUUGAAAUGGGACUCCUUCACUUGCAACAGAACAUUGAGAUUCCAGAGAUCAGCCUCCCAAUCCAUCCAGUCAUUACAAAUGUUGCAAAACAGUGCUAUGAACGCGGAGAAAAGCCAAAAGUUACAGAUUUUGGAGAUAAAGUUGAAGAUCCAACAUUUCUUAACCAACUGCAAUCCGGAGUUAACCGGUGGAUCCGAGAAAUUCAAAAAGCUAUCCGUAAUGCUUCCUUUUCAGGUCUAAAGCAGGCUUUGGAGACCGUGAAUGACUACAACCCGCUGAUGAAGGACUUCCCUCUCAAUGACUUACUCUCUGCCACUGAGCUGGACAAAAUAAGGCAGGCACUUGUUGCAAUUUUCACCCAUUUGAGAAAAAUCCGAAACACAAAAUAUCCCAUUCAGAGGGCCCUGCGUUUGGUGGAGGCAAUUUCAAGAGAUUUGAGUUCUCAGUUACUCAAAGUAUUGGGCACAAGAAAAUUAAUGCACGUUGCUUAUGAGGAAUUUGAAAAAGUUAUGGUAGCUUGCUUCGAAGUUUUCCAGACUUGGGAUGAUGAGUAUGAGAAACUGCAGGUGUUGCUCAGAGACAUCGUCAAGAGAAAGAGGGAGGAAAAUCUGAAGAUGGUGUGGCGCAUUAAUCCUGCUCACAGGAAGCUCCAGGCUCGCCUGGACCAGAUGAGGAAAUUUAGGCGCCAGCAUGAACAGCUAAGAGCUGUCAUCGUCAGGGUCCUGAGGCCACAGGUCACAGCUGUUGCACAGCAGAAUCAAGGUGAGGUUCCUGAACCCCAAGACAUGAAGGUGGCGGAGGUUCUCUUCGAUGCUGCAGACGCCAACGCUAUUGAAGAGGUGAAUCUGGCUUACGAGAAUGUCAAGGAAGUUGAUGGGCUAGACGUCUCCAAAGAAGGCACAGAGGCCUGGGAGGCAGCGAUGAAGAGGUACGACGAGAGGAUUGACCGAGUGGAGACCCGCAUCACGGCGCGCCUUCGAGAUCAGCUCGGCACAGCCAAGAAUGCCAACGAGAUGUUCAGGAUUUUCUCCAGGUUCAAUGCGCUGUUUGUCCGACCUCACAUCCGUGGGGCUAUCCGUGAAUACCAGACCCAGUUGAUCCAGCGGGUUAAAGAUGACAUUGAAUCUCUGCACGACAAGUUCAAGGUCCAAUAUCCACAAAGUCAGGCUUGUAAGAUGAGUCACGUUCGUGAUCUGCCCCCUGUGUCAGGGUCUAUCAUCUGGGCUAAACAGAUUGACAGACAGCUCACUGCCUACAUGAAGCGAGUGGAAGAUGUCCUUGGCAAGGGCUGGGAGAACCAUGUGGAAGGACAGAAACUGAAGCAGGACGGAGACAGCUUCCGCAUGAAGCUCAACACCCAGGAGAUCUUUGAUGACUGGGCAAGGAAGGUGCAGCAGCGCAACCUGGGCGUGUCGGGGCGCAUCUUCACCAUUGAAAGCACCCGUGUUCGGGGCCGAACUGGUAAUGUCCUUAAACUCAAAGUGAACUUUCUUCCCGAGAUCAUCACACUUUCAAAAGAAGUCCGGAACCUCAAGUGGCUCGGCUUCCGGGUCCCGUUGGCCAUCGUGAACAAGGCCCAUCAAGCAAACCAGCUUUACCCGUUUGCCAUCUCCCUGAUUGAAAGCGUCCGGACAUAUGAGCGAACCUGCGAGAAAGUGGAGGAGCGGAACACCAUUUCCCUGUUGGUCGCUGGCUUGAAAAAGGAAGUGCAGGCCUUGAUCGCAGAGGGCAUUGCCUUGGUGUGGGAAUCCUAUAAACUCGACCCCUACGUGCAGCGCCUCGCAGAGACAGUCUUCAACUUCCAGGAAAAGGUGGAUGAUCUCCUGAUUAUUGAAGAAAAAAUAGACUUGGAAGUCCGUUCCUUGGAAACCUGCAUGUAUGAUCAUAAGACUUUCUCUGAGAUCCUGAACAGAGUCCAGAAAGCCGUGGAUGACUUGAAUCUGCACUCGUACUCCAACCUGCCCAUCUGGGUCAACAAGCUCGAUAUGGAGAUUGAAAGGAUACUGGGCGUCCGUCUACAAGCAGGCCUAAGGGCUUGGACCCAGGUGCUUCUGGGCCAGGCUGAAGAUAAAGCAGAAGUCGACAUGGACACAGAUGCUCCACAACUUAGUCACAAGCCUGGUGGAGAGCCAAAGAUCAAAAACGUUGUUCAUGAGCUAAGAAUAACCAAUCAGGUAAUCUAUCUGAACCCUCCGAUCGAGGAGUGCAGAUACAAGCUAUACCAGGAAAUGUUUGCCUGGAAGAUGGUGGUGCUGUCCCUCCCCCGCAUCCAGAGUCAGAGGUACCAGGUGGGCGUGCAUUACGAAUUGACUGAAGAAGAGAAAUUCUAUCGGAAUGCUUUAACGCGCAUGCCUGAUGGCCCUGUUGCCCUGGAAGAGUCCUAUUCUGCAGUCAUGGGCAUCGUGACCGAGGUGGAGCAGUAUGUUAAGGUGUGGCUUCAGUACCAGUGCCUGUGGGACAUGCAAGCUGAAAACAUCUACAACCGCCUUGGGGAAGACCUCAACAAGUGGCAGGCGCUGCUGGUUCAGAUCAGGAAGGCUAGAGGAACUUUCGACAAUGCUGAAACCAAGAAAGAGUUUGGGCCAGUGGUUAUAGAUUAUGGCAAGGUGCAAUCCAAGGUGAACCUGAAGUACGACUCCUGGCAUAAGGAAGUUCUCAGCAAAUUUGGUCAGAUGCUAGGAUCAAACAUGACGGAAUUCCAUUCUCAGAUCUCGAAGUCUCGCCAAGAGCUGGAGCAGCACUCCGUAGACACAGCCAGCACCUCUGAUGCUGUGACCUUCAUCACCUACGUGCAGUCUCUGAAACGGAAGAUCAAACAGUUUGAGAAACAAGUUGAGCUUUACCGCAAUGGUCAACGUCUGCUGGAAAAACAAAGGUUCCAGUUCCCCCCCUCCUGGCUUUACAUCGACAACAUCGAGGGAGAGUGGGGGGCUUUCAAUGACAUCAUGCGGAGGAAGGACUCUGCCAUCCAGCAGCAGGUGGCAAACCUGCAGAUGAAGAUUGUGCAGGAGGACCGGGCUGUGGAAAGCCGUACCACUGACCUACUGUCAGACUGGGAGAAGACCAAGCCUGUCACGGGCAAUCUUCGCCCCGAGGAGGCUCUUCAGGCUCUGACCAUAUACGAAGGAAAAUUUGGCAGACUGAAGGAUGACAGAGAGAAAUGUGCAAAGGCCAAAGAGGCGCUGGAGCUGACGGACACGGGCCUCCUCAGUGGCAGCGAGGAGCGCGUGCAGGUGGCCUUAGAGGAAUUACAGGACCUCAAAGGCGUUUGGUCAGAGCUUUCUAAAGUCUGGGAACAAAUAGAUCAGAUGAAGGAGCAGCCAUGGGUUUCAGUACAGCCUCGAAAGCUUCGACAAAACUUAGAUGGCCUCUUGAACCAGCUGAAGAAUUUUCCUGCCCGGCUUCGACAGUACGCCUCCUAUGAGUUUGUUCAGAGGCUGCUGAAAGGCUAUAUGAAGAUCAACAUGCUGGUGAUUGAACUGAAAUCUGAAGCACUUAAAGACCGGCACUGGAAACAACUGAUGAAGCGGCUACAUGUUAACUGGGUGCUUUCGGAGUUGACCCUCGGCCAGAUCUGGGAUGUGGACCUGCAGAAGAACGAAGCUGUUGUCAAGGAUGUGCUGCUGGUGGCACAGGGGGAGAUGGCUCUGGAGGAGUUUUUGAAGCAGAUACGGGAAGUAUGGAAUACCUACGAACUGGACCUGGUCAACUAUCAGAAUAAGUGCCGCCUGAUCCGAGGCUGGGAUGACCUCUUCAACAAAGUCAAAGAGCACAUUAACAGUGUCUCCGCCAUGAAGCUCUCUCCAUAUUACAAGGUUUUCGAGGAGGAUGCCCUGUCCUGGGAAGACAAACUGAACCGGAUCAUGGCUCUCUUUGACGUAUGGAUUGACGUGCAGAGGCGAUGGGUCUACCUGGAAGGCAUCUUCACAGGCAGUGCAGACAUCAAACACUUGCUGCCUGUGGAAACCCAGCGGUUCCAGAGUAUCAGCACAGAGUUUUUGGCUCUUAUGAAAAAAGUAUCCAAGUCUCCCCUUGUUAUGGAUGUUCUGAACAUCCAGGGCGUGCAAAGGUCUCUAGAAAGGUUGGCAGACCUGCUUGGAAAGAUCCAGAAGGCCCUUGGAGAAUACCUGGAAAGAGAGCGCUCGUCUUUCCCCAGGUUCUAUUUUGUGGGUGAUGAAGAUUUGCUUGAAAUCAUUGGAAACAGCAAGAACGUAGCUAAAUUGCAGAAACACUUCAAGAAAAUGUUUGCUGGUGUUUCGAGCAUCAUUCUGAACGAGGAUAACUCUGUGGUCCUGGGCAUCUCGUCCCGAGAAGGGGAGGAGGUUAUGUUUAAAACUCCUGUGUCCAUCACCGAACAUCCCAAAAUCAAUGAGUGGCUCACGCUGGUGGAGAAGGAGAUGAGAGUCACCUUGGCUAAACUUCUUGCUGAGUCUGUUACAGAGGUGGAAAUUUUUGGCAAAGCGACAUCAAUUGACCCAAGCACCUACAUCACUUGGAUCGAUAAAUACCAGGCCCAGCUUGUGGUUUUGUCAGCCCAGAUAGCCUGGUCUGAAAAUGUGGAGAACGCGCUGAGCAGCAUCGGAGGAGGUGGGGACACUGCGCCUUUGCAGUCUGUGCUGAGCAACGUUGAGGUCACUCUGAACGUGUUAGCGGACUCCGUCCUCAUGGAGCAGCCCCCGCUCCGCAGAAGGAAGCUGGAGCACCUGAUUACAGAGUUGGUUCACCAGAGAGACGUUACCAGAUCCUUGAUCAAAAGCAAGAUUGACAACCCCAAAUCAUUUGAGUGGCUCAGCCAGAUGCGGUUUUACUUUGACCCUAAGCAAACGGAUGUGCUGCAGCAAUUGUCAAUUCAAAUGGCAAAUGCCAAAUUUAACUACGGCUUCGAGUACCUGGGGGUUCAAGACAAGCUGGUCCAGACCCCGCUCACUGACCGCUGCUAUCUGACAAUGACGCAGGCCUUGGAGGCCAGGCUCGGGGGCUCCCCAUUCGGGCCUGCUGGGACCGGGAAGACGGAGUCUGUUAAAGCCCUGGGCCAUCAGCUUGGGCGCUUUGUCUUAGUUUUCAACUGUGAUGAAACCUUUGACUUCCAGGCGAUGGGACGUAUCUUUGUGGGGCUUUGUCAGGUGGGCGCGUGGGGCUGCUUUGACGAGUUUAACCGCCUGGAGGAGCGGAUGCUCUCGGCCGUGUCCCAGCAGGUGCAGUGCAUACAGGAAGCGCUGCGCGAGCACUCCAACCCCAACUACGAUAAGACCUCUGCCCCCAUUACUUGUGAGCUGCUCAACAAACAAGUCAAAGUGAGCCCAGACAUGGCCAUCUUCAUCACCAUGAACCCUGGCUACGCAGGCCGCUCCAACCUCCCCGACAACCUCAAGAAGCUGUUCCGGAGCCUGGCCAUGACCAAGCCCGACCGCCAGCUCAUCGCACAGGUCAUGCUCUACUCACAGGGCUUCCGGACCGCCGAGGUCCUGGCCAACAAAAUCGUCCCCUUCUUCAAACUAUGUGACGAGCAGCUGUCGUCUCAAAGCCACUAUGACUUCGGUCUCCGGGCUUUGAAGAGUGUGCUGGUGAGCGCUGGCAAUGUGAAGAGGGAGAGGAUUCAGAAGAUAAAGAGGGAGAAAGAAGAACGAGGGGAAGCAGUUGAUGAAGGAGAAAUUGCAGAGAAUCUGCCAGAACAAGAGAUCCUGAUACAGAGCGUCUGUGAGACCAUGGUGCCCAAGCUGGUGGCUGAAGACAUCCCGCUGCUCUUCAGUCUCCUGUCGGACGUGUUCCCCGGAGUCCAGUACCACCGAGGGGAGAUGACCGCCCUUCGAGAAGAGCUCAAGAAAGUGUGUCGGGAGAUGUACUUGACAUACGGCGACGGGGAAGAAGUCGGCGGAAUGUGGGUUGAGAAGGUUCUCCAGCUCUAUCAGAUCACCCAGAUCAACCACGGUCUGAUGAUGGUGGGGCCCUCAGGAAGUGGGAAGAGCAUGGCCUGGCGUGUGCUGCUGAAGGCUCUGGAGAGGCUGGAGGGCGUGGAGGGCGUGGCCCACAUCAUUGACCCGAAGGCCAUCAGCAAAGACCACCUCUACGGAACCCUGGACCCCAACACCCGGGAGUGGACCGACGGGCUCUUCACACACGUACUGAGGAAGAUCAUAGACAAUGUGAGAGGUGAGCUACAGAAACGCCAGUGGAUCGUGUUUGAUGGGGAUGUGGACCCGGAGUGGGUUGAGAAUCUGAAUUCCGUGCUCGACGACAACAAACUCCUGACUCUGCCCAACGGAGAGCGACUCAGCCUUCCACCCAAUGUGCGAAUAAUGUUUGAAGUACAGGACCUGAAGUAUGCAACACUGGCCACGGUGUCACGCUGUGGCAUGGUGUGGUUCAGCGAGGACGUGCUCAGCACAGACAUGAUCUUCAACAACUUCCUGGCCAGGCUGCGCAGCAUCCCCCUGGACGAAGGGGAGGAUGAGGCCCAGCGGCGGCGCAAGGGCAAGGAGGACGAGGGAGAAGAGGCUGCCUCCCCGAUGCUGCAGAUCCAAAGGGAUGCGGCAACCAUCAUGCAGCCAUACUUCACGUCCAACGGCCUGGUCACCAAGGCCCUGGAGCAUGCCUUCAAGCUGGAGCACAUCAUGGACCUGACGCGGCUGCGCUGCCUGGGCUCGCUCUUCUCCAUGCUGCACCAAGCCUGCCGCAACGUGGCGCAGUACAAUGCCAACCACCCCGACUUCCCUAUGCACAUCGAGCAGCUGGAGCGCUACAUUCAGCGAUACCUGGUUUACGCCAUCCUCUGGUCCCUGUCUGGAGACAGCCGGCUGAAAAUGAGAGCAGAGUUGGGUGAAUACAUCAGACGCAUCACCACGGUGCCGCUGCCCACUGCCCCCAACAUCCCCAUCAUCGACUAUGAAGUGUCCAUCAGUGGAGAAUGGUCUCCGUGGCAGGCCAAGGUGCCCCAGAUUGAAGUGGAGACACACAAGGUGGCAGCCCCGGAUGUCGUCGUGCCAACUCUGGACACGGUCCGCCAUGAAGCUCUCUUGUACACUUGGCUUGCUGAGCACAAGCCGCUGGUGCUGUGUGGCCCUCCAGGCUCUGGCAAGACCAUGACCCUCUUCAGCGCCCUUCGGGCCUUGCCUGACAUGGAGGUCGUCGGCCUUAACUUCUCCAGUGCCACUACCCCAGAGCUCCUCCUGAAGACUUUCGACCACUACUGCGAGUACAGGCGCACACCCAACGGCGUUGUCCUGGCUCCCGUUCAGCUUGGAAAGUGGCUGGUGCUGUUCUGUGAUGAAAUCAACCUGCCGGACAUGGACAAAUACGGCACGCAGAGGGUCAUCUCCUUCAUCAGACAGAUGGUGGAGCACGGAGGCUUUUACCGCACCUCAGAUCAAACAUGGGUGAAGCUAGAGCGGAUCCAGUUUGUGGGGGCCUGUAAUCCCCCCACCGACCCUGGGAGAAAGCCCUUGUCCCACAGGUUCCUGCGGCACGUGCCUGUGGUGUAUGUGGAUUACCCAGGACCUGCCUCCCUCACCCAGAUCUACGGCACCUUCAACCGCGCCAUGCUGAGGCUCAUCCCCUCCCUGCGCACCUACGCAGAGCCGCUCACGGCAGCCAUGGUGGAGUUCUACACCAUGUCUCAGGAGAGAUUCACUCAAGACACCCAGCCCCACUACAUCUACUCACCCCGGGAGAUGACGCGGUGGGUCAGGGGUAUCUUUGAGGCCCUAAGACCCCUGGAGACUUUGCCUGUUGAAGGCCUCAUUCGGAUUUGGGCACACGAAGCCCUCCGUCUCUUCCAGGACAGGCUCGUGGAGGAUGAGGAGCGGCGCUGGACUGACGAGAACAUUGACAUGGUGGCUCUGAAGCACUUCCCCAACAUAGACAAAGAGAAAGCCAUGAGCCGGCCCAUCCUGUACAGUAACUGGCUGUCCAAGGAUUACAUCCCAGUUGACCAAGAAGAAUUAAGAGAUUAUGUCAAAGCUAGGCUGAAAGUCUUCUAUGAAGAAGAGCUUGAUGUUCCUCUAGUGCUGUUCAAUGAAGUGCUAGACCAUGUGCUCAGGAUUGACAGAAUAUUCCGUCAGCCACAAGGCCACUUGCUUCUGAUUGGUGUUAGUGGUGCAGGAAAGACCACCCUGUCUCGGUUCGUCGCCUGGAUGAAUGGUUUGAGUGUGUACCAGAUAAAGGUCCACAGAAAGUAUACAGGGGAAGACUUUGAUGAAGAUCUCCGGACAGUGCUGAGACGUUCUGGCUGUAAAAAUGAGAAGAUAGCAUUCAUCAUGGAUGAAUCCAACGUGUUAGAUUCUGGGUUCCUGGAGCGAAUGAACACCCUUUUGGCCAAUGGCGAGGUUCCUGGGCUCUUUGAAGGAGAUGAGUAUGCCACCCUGAUGACGCAGUGCAAAGAGGGCGCCCAGAAGGAGGGCCUGAUGCUCGACUCCCACGAAGAGCUCUACAAGUGGUUCACCAGCCAGGUGAUCCGCAACCUGCACGUGGUGUUCACCAUGAACCCGUCCUCAGAGGGGCUCAAGGACCGGGCAGCUACCUCGCCCGCCCUUUUCAACAGGUGCGUGUUAAAUUGGUUUGGUGACUGGUCCACAGAAGCACUGUAUCAAGUUGGCAAAGAAUUCACCAGCAAAAUGGACCUGGAGAAGCCUAACUACAUGGUGCCGGAUUAUAUGCCGGUGGUGUACGACAAACUGCCCCAACCCCCCUCGCACCGCGAGGCCAUCGUCAACAGCUGUGUGUUCGUCCAUCAGACCCUUCACCAGCACUCAUUUGUGGGAGGCAGGAGGAUUGUGAGUGUGAGACCAGUGGGAGCUACUAGUGAGGUCCAGACCAGCCGCAGAUCUGUGAAAUCCAUCAAGAAGCAGCACCUGGUGGAAGUGCGGUCCAUGGCCAACCCUCCUGCUGCCGUGAAGCUGGCUCUCGAGUCCAUCUGCCUGCUGCUGGGCGAAAGCACCACGGACUGGAAGCAGAUCCGCUCCAUCAUCAUGCGGGAGAACUUCAUCCCCACCAUCGUCAACUUCUCUGCUGAGGAGAUCAGUGAUGCCAUAAGGGAGAAGAUGAAGAAGAACUACAUGUCCAAUCCAAGUUACAAUUACGAGAUUGUCAACCGCGCCUCCCUGGCCUGUGGCCCCAUGGUAAAAUGGGCGAUCGCACAGCUGAAUUACGCAGACAUGCUGAAGAGAGUGGAGCCCCUGCGGAAUGAGCUGCAGAAGCUGGAAGAUGAUGCCAAGGACAACCAGCAGAAGGCCAACGAGGUGGAACAGAUGAUCCGGGACCUAGAGGCCAGCAUUGCGCGCUACAAGGAGGAGUAUGCCGUCCUCAUCUCAGAGGCCCAGGCCAUCAAGGCCGACCUGGCAGCCGUCGAGGCCAAAGUGAACCGGAGCACUGCUCUCCUGAAGAGCUUGUCUGCUGAACGGGAACGAUGGGAAAAAACAAGUGAGACGUUCAAGAACCAGAUGUCCACCAUUGCCGGGGACUGCCUGCUGUCGGCCGCCUUCAUCGCCUAUGCCGGGUACUUUGACCAGCAGAUGCGGCAGAACUUGUUCACCACCUGGUCUCACCACCUGCAGCAAGCCAACAUCCAGUUCCGCACAGACAUCGCGAGGACUGAGUACCUCUCCAAUGCUGACGAGCGUCUGCGCUGGCAGGCCAGCUCCCUGCCUGCCGACGACCUGUGCACGGAGAACGCCAUCAUGCUGAAACGCUUCAAUCGGUAUCCGCUGAUCAUCGAUCCCUCCGGGCAGGCCACGGAGUUCAUUAUGAAUGAGUACAAGGACCGGAAGAUCACACGGACCAGCUUCUUGGAUGAUGCCUUCAGAAAGAAUCUGGAGAGUGCACUGAGAUUUGGGAACCCCCUUCUGGUCCAGGAUGUGGAGAGCUACGACCCAGUUUUGAAUCCAGUACUGAAUCGUGAAGUUCGGCGCACAGGAGGGAGGGUGCUGAUCACCCUUGGUGACCAGGACAUAGAUUUGUCACCAUCAUUUGUCAUCUUCCUGUCCACCAGAGACCCCACGGUUGAGUUCCCACCGGACCUGUGCUCCCGGGUCACCUUUGUGAACUUCACCGUCACCCGGAGCAGUCUGCAGAGCCAGUGUCUCAAUGAAGUGCUGAAGGCAGAGAGGCCCGACGUGGACGAAAAGCGUUCUGAUCUUCUUAAGCUUCAAGGGGAGUUUCAGCUCCGCUUACGCCAGCUGGAGAAGUCUCUGCUACAAGCGCUGAACGAGGUGAAAGGUCGCAUCCUGGAUGAUGACACAAUCAUAACGACCCUGGAGAACCUCAAGCGAGAAGCUGCUGAGGUGACCAGGAAGGUGGAGGAGACGGAUAUCGUCAUGCAGGAGGUGGAGACGGUGUCGCAGCAGUACCUGCCACUGUCCACCGCCUGCAGCAGCAUCUACUUCACCAUGGAGUCCCUGAAGCAGAUACACUUCCUCUACCAGUACUCCCUCCAGUUCUUCCUGGACAUCUACCACAAUGUGCUGUAUGAGAACCCAAACCUGAAGGGGGUCAGUGACCACACACAGCGCCUCGCCACUGUCACCAGGGACCUCUUCCAGGUGGCGUUUAACCGAGUGGCCCGAGGUAUGCUGCACCAGGACCACAUCACCUUCGCCAUGUUGCUGGCGAGGAUCAAGCUGAAGGGCACUGUGGGGGAGCCCACCUAUGAUGCUGAGUUCCAGCACUUCCUGAGAGGGAAGGAGAUUGUGCUGAGUGCAGGCUCCACUCCCAAAGUCCAGGGCCUGACUAUGGAACAAGCAGAGGCCGUUGUGAGGUUGAGCUGUCUUCCUGCAUUUAAAGAUCUGAUCGCGAAGGUUCAGGCAGAUGAGCAAUUUGGCAUCUGGCUGGACAGCAGCUCCCCAGAGCAGACAGUGCCGUACGUCUGGAGUGAGGACACGCCUGCGACUCCCAUCGGACAGGCCAUCCACCGGCUGCUCUUGAUUCAGGCUUUCCGGCCUGACCGCUUGCUGGCCAUGGCGCACAUGUUUGUCUCCACCAACCUUGGAGAGUCCUUCAUGUCCAUCAUGGAGCAGCCGCUCGACCUGACACACAUCGUGGGCACAGAGGUGAAGCCAAACACCCCUGUCCUGAUGUGCUCUGUGCCUGGGUAUGAUGCCAGCGGGCACGUGGAGGACCUGGCAGCUGAGCAGAACACACAGAUCACCUCGAUUGCCAUCGGCUCAGCGGAAGGCUUCAACCAAGCAGACAAGGCUAUCAACACGGCAGUGAAAUCGGGCAGGUGGGUGAUGCUGAAGAACGUGCACCUGGCCCCCGGGUGGCUGAUGCAGCUGGAGAAGAAGCUGCAUUCCCUGCAGCCCCACGCCUGCUUCCGGCUCUUCCUCACCAUGGAGAUCAACCCCAAGGUGCCAGUGAACCUGCUCCGCGCAGGCCGCAUCUUCGUGUUCGAGCCACCACCGGGCGUGAAGGCCAACAUGCUGCGGACCUUCAGCAGCAUCCCUGUGUCUCGGAUAUGCAAGUCUCCCAACGAACGUGCCCGCUUGUAUUUCCUGCUGGCCUGGUUCCAUGCCAUCAUCCAAGAGCGCCUGCGCUACGCACCCCUGGGCUGGUCCAAGAAGUACGAAUUUGGAGAAUCUGACCUGAGGUCAGCCUGUGACACAGUGGACACAUGGCUAGACGACACGGCCAAGGGCAGGCAGAACAUCUCUCCUGACAAGAUCCCCUGGUCUGCGCUGAAGACCCUGAUGGCCCAGUCCAUCUACGGGGGGCGCGUGGACAAUGAGUUUGACCAGCGUCUGCUCAACACCUUCCUCGAGCGGCUCUUCACCACCAGGAGCUUCGAUAGUGAGUUCAAGCUGGCCUGCAAGGUCGAUGGGCACAAGGACAUUCAAAUGCCCGAUGGGAUCAGGCGAGAGGAGUUUGUGCAGUGGGUGGAACUGCUCCCCGACGCACAGACGCCCUCCUGGCUGGGCCUGCCCAACAACGCUGAGAAGGUGCUCCUGACCACCCAAGGUGUGGACAUGAUCAGUAAGAUGCUGAAGAUGCAGAUGCUGGAGGAUGAGGAUGACCUGGCCUACGCAGAGACGGAGAAGAAGACCAGGACAGACUCCACAUCUGACGGGCGCCCGGCCUGGAUGAGGACCCUGCACACCACGGCCUCCAACUGGCUGCACCUCAUCCCCCAGGCGCUGAGCCCGCUCAAACGCACGGUGGAGAACAUCAAGGAUCCUCUGUUCAGAUUCUUUGAGAGGGAGGUAAAGAUGGGGGCGAAGCUGCUCCAGGACGUGCGCCAGGACCUGGCAGACGUGGCACAGGUGUGCGAGGGGAAGAAGAAGCAGACCAACUACCUGCGCACACUCAUCAACGAGCUGGUGAAAGGGAUCCUGCCUCGGAGCUGGUCUCACUACACGGUGCCGGCCGGCAUGACGGUCAUCCAGUGGGUGUCGGACUUCAGCGAGCGCAUCAAGCAGCUGCAGAGCAUCUCGCAGGCCGCCGCGUCGGGGGGCGCCAAGGAACUCAAGAACGUCCACGUGUACCUCGGCGGCCUGUUUGUGCCCGAGGCGUACAUCACCGCCACAAGGCAGUACGUGGCCCAGGCCACCAGCUGGUCCUUGGAGGAGCUCUGCCUGGAGGUCAAUGUCACCACCUCUCAGGGCGCCACCCUGGACGCCUGCAGCUUUGGGGUCACAGGUCUGAAGCUCCAAGGGGCCACGUGCAACAACAACAAGCUGUCACUGUCCAACGCCAUCUCCACCGUCCUCCCGCUGACGCAGCUGCGCUGGGUCAAGCAGACGAACGCCGAGAAGAAGGCCAGUGUGGUGACCUUACCCGUGUACCUGAACUUCACCCGGGCAGACCUCAUCUUCACCGUGGACUUCGAAAUUGCUACCAAGGAAGAUCCUCGAAGCUUCUACGAGCGAGGCGUGGCCGUGCUGUGCACUGAGUGAGGCACCCGCGGGCUCCCCUAUGUCACAGUAAAACUCAGUAUUUAACACGCAUUCACCCUGGCCGCGGGGCAGCGCGGGCUGCGCUGCGGAAGGAGCGGGAGGGAGGCAGGGCGGGGCGAUCGCCGAGGCACGGAGCGCGGCGGCCGGUAGCAAGCAGUGGGUUGGUACAGCUGAAGUGCGUGGUUUUAGAGUGUCCACGCGGGGCUGGUUUUAUGAAUAAAACACUAAACAUGG
Dipodomys ordii (Ord's kangaroo rat) is the source of this 13431-nucleotide messenger RNA. RefSeq names its product dynein, cytoplasmic 1, heavy chain 1 (gene Dync1h1). The transcript has 75 exons. Gene Ontology annotation, biological process: microtubule-based movement. The record is from RefSeq and is a predicted model, not a curated record. The coding region runs from base 1 to 13197 and encodes 4398 amino acids. Lineage: Eukaryota; Metazoa; Chordata; Mammalia; Rodentia; Heteromyidae. Gene Ontology annotation, cellular component: dynein complex. Gene Ontology annotation, molecular function: minus-end-directed microtubule motor activity; dynein intermediate chain binding; ATP binding.